GUAAACCACACCGUCCUGGAUCAGCCCUGGAGGAGCACGGAUUGUUCCAACACUGAGUGUACCGGUGGACAAUGGAUGGAUGAUGGAAAUCUUGAACUGGGAUGGUACAGAUUUAACAGUUCUGGAGGAUGGAAGAUUCCCGAGACGGUCGUUCCACAGUAUCGCUGCUCCGGGAAGUACCCAGGCUGGUUAAACGGUCCCCAUCCCAACGUGGGAGAGGGGGAGGUGAGCAGGACCGUCUGCUUCGCUUCUAGUGGAUCCACCUGUCACUGGAGACUUUGGAUCAAUAUGAAGAACUGCUCCGGUUACUUUGUGUAUCGGCUGUGGCCGACAGCCUGGAGUAACGCUGUGUUCUGUACAGAACCUCUGUCGGACACAACUCAGGAACGCCAGGGAUCGGUGACCGGAGAGCCUGGUCCAGGGUUGACCACCAGCCCAGCAGGGUCUGUGAGCUCAGUCACAGAUGCCGCACUCGGUGAUCCGUGUGGAACCCGCACCAUCCUGGAUCAGCCCUGGAGGAGCACGGAUUGUUCCCACACUGAGUGUACCGGUGGACAAUGGAUGAGUGAUGGACAUCUUGAAGUGGGAUGGUACAGAUUUAACAGUUCCGGAGGAUGGAAGAUUCCCGAGACGGUCGUACCACAGUAUCGCUGCUCCGGGGUGUACCCAGGCUGGUUAAAUGGUCCCCAUCCCAGCGUGGGAGAGGGGGAGGUGACCAGGACCGUCUGCUUCACUGUGAGUGAAAACACCUGUUACUGGAGACGGGAGAUCGGGUUGAAAAACUGCUCCGGUUACUUUGUGUAUCGGCUGUGGCCGACACCCGUGGGUACCGCUGUGUACUGUACAGACCUGGAGUUUUCAACACUGGAACAGUCUACAGGAUUGACUACUACAGAGCACACCCAGGAACUGUCCUCUGUCCCAGCGGGAGACAUAUCCUCAGACCUGGAGGCUUCCACAAUGGAUCAAUCCAAUGGAUCAUUUACAGGUCAACCCACCGCAACACCAUCCUCUGUCUCACCGGGAGAGAGAUCCUCAGGAGUUCGCAUGUGGAUUAACGUGCAGCUGACAUCGAGUGGAAACGUGAGUGAGGAUGAAGUGUGGAAAGCCAUUCGACGAAAGCUCCAGGAGAUGUUCGGUGAUCCAAAUCUUCAGAUCAAGCUUGCACGGUUCAGGGCAGAACCUUCAGAGGAGUGAAGGAGUGAUCUGUCAAUGAGUGAAGGAGUCUGCAGUUCCAUCUCCC
This is a messenger RNA of Hypanus sabinus (Atlantic stingray), 1243 nucleotides long. RefSeq lists its product as uncharacterized. The transcript has 11 exons. The record is from RefSeq and is a predicted model, not a curated record. NCBI's taxonomy places the organism in Eukaryota, Metazoa, Chordata, Chondrichthyes, Myliobatiformes, Dasyatidae. Bases 76 to 1197 code for a protein of 373 amino acids.